This is a messenger RNA of Labeo rohita (rohu), 420 nucleotides long. RefSeq names its product cytochrome c oxidase assembly factor 4 homolog, mitochondrial (gene coa4). Gene Ontology annotation, biological process: mitochondrial respiratory chain complex IV assembly. The transcript has 2 exons. Gene Ontology annotation, cellular component: mitochondrial intermembrane space. The record is from RefSeq and is a predicted model, not a curated record. Lineage: Eukaryota; Metazoa; Chordata; Actinopteri; Cypriniformes; Cyprinidae. Bases 114 to 368 code for a protein of 84 amino acids.
AUGGACACGGACCCUUAAAAAUGUAACACAUUUCCUGUUCAUUACAAGAAAUGCUCCCGACUAGACAAGUUAUGAAACUUCCCUCAAGCGUUUGACAUCUUAAACUGCAAAGGAUGGCAUCGGCUCCUUCUCCAUCCCCUCACAACCGGAGCAGGAAUGAGGAUGAGGAUGACCCAGUGGACGGGAUGAUCUCCAGGACAGGCUGUGCUAAGCUGCACUACGCUUUGCAGGACUGUAUGGCUGAGCAUCAGGACUGGAGGAAGUGUCAGACUGAGGUUCAGAAGUUUAAGGAGUGCAUGAGCACCUACCAGAACACUCGCAAAGAGCAGCUCCUGAAGCAAAGGACUUCUGCCACACAGUCUGCCUGAUGAACAGGCCUCUGUGACACAAUAAAACAUCUAUCUCACUUUCCUAACAGAA